AUGCUGGACGCAAGCAACAUGGAGCCAAUUACGGGUGACCGCAAGGCAUAUUUCGAAGAUUUCCGCAAGAACCAUAUCCCUCAAUUCUUAUUUCGUACUUGGAGCAGCAACAGCAGUGGAGGAUCAGAACACGCAACUAACAGUGUCAAGGAGAUCAUUCCGCACGGCUUCAUGAAGAAAGCCUCUGGAAGCGGAUUCUACGACAAGCCUGAAAGUGAGCUUUUCAAAAUGGUGCGAGACCAUUACGACACCGAAUCCGUUUUCACCUCCGAAUUCAGCUCAUGGACCGCGUCACUUCACCUAGCUCUCUGCUAUGCUGGAUCCAUAGAAGAAGAAUACGGUCCCCACGUCGCAAUCAUGGACACACACCAGCUGGAUGGAGACGUCUUGGUCUGGCAUGUUCCGCACCUGUUCAAGCCCGACGGACUUCAUGAGUACUUGGCUCAUGGACCAAUCAGAGGCAUUGGAUACAAGGCCGUAUCGUACAAGACGUUAAUGUCAGCUGGUCUGGCACAGAUAUUUCCCGAGCUAUCGGAGACCGAUCUGGCUGACUGGGGCAUGAGCUUACGAGACCAGAUGUUCAACGGGCCCCCGAUUCCGCUUCCAACGGACAACAUUGAGAAAUCUGACGAGAUGAAGCAGAUUAGAUCAAUCGCAAACCUUUACGGCCGUCUUUACUUACCAGUAGCGACUAGUCUGAUGUGUCUUCGGCUUCGACCUUGGUUAGGCUCGCGAGCUGAGGGCGAGGUUGCAUUAGACAAAGUCGCAAAUCUGUUUGCAAAUACGAAGCCAGCCAAGGGUAUUUCGAGGGGUAAUUGGCUUUGCGAAGGUGUUGUACUGACCGAGUCUCCCAUGGGUCCGCACAACUUUCCUGACGUCCGACAGUGGAUCAAACUCCUCCGAGCCAUCUCUGAACGCACAGAUUGA
Molecule: messenger RNA, 927 nt
Organism: Alternaria ethzedia
Lineage: Eukaryota; Fungi; Ascomycota; Dothideomycetes; Pleosporales; Pleosporaceae
Exons: 2
Coding region: 1-927 (308 amino acids)
Source: RefSeq, a predicted model, not a curated record